GCGGGUGUGUGUGUGUGUAUGUAUGUAUACUCGGCUUCCUGCCGCUGCUGCUCGGUGUCCGCACACCGUCCGUCUCGUCAGUGUUGAUCGGUUAGCCAUGGCGGAAGGACGCAGAGAACAGCCGCCCCAUCCUCUUCUCUCCUUACCACCGGCCAGCAAGCGACCCUGCCUGCGCCCUGCUCCCCGAGGUCCCGGCCCGGGGCCCGGCCACGGCAGCGGCUUGUCCAGCUCCCGGUAUCGUUCCCCGGAGUCUCUUCUGGACUGCGCCGCGAAGGCAGUAGCGGAAAAGUGGGCCUUCGAGAGAGUAGAGGAGCGCUUUGAACGGAUCCCAGAGCCCGUCCAGCGCCGCAUCGUGUACUGGUCUUUUCCCCGCAACGAGAAGGAGAUAUGCAUGUACUCUUCGUUUCAGUGCCGAGUUGCCGGCGAGGAGGGUCCGUCGGCGGCUACCGGCGGAGCUGGGGCUGCAGGGUCCGGAGCAACAACCGCCGGCGGUGGCGGAGGAUCUACCGCCGGUACGGCGGCUACCGUGGGGGCAGCCGGAGCAGUGGGAACGGGAGACGGACUGCCUUUCCGCCGGGGUAUCAGGCUGCUAGAGACCGGCUGUGUGGAAAACGUUUUACAAGUCGGGUUUCACCUCAGUGGCACAGUAACUGAACCUGCCACAUCCUCAGAGCCAGAGGUCACUCAUAAGGUGGCCAUCAGCUUCGACAGGUGCAAGAUCACCUCCGUCACCUGUGGCUGCGGGAACAGAGACAUUUUCUACUGUGCCCACGUGGUGGCACUCUCUCUUUACCGGAUUCGCAAGCCUGAACAGGUGAAGCUGCGGUUGCCCAUCUCGGAGACGUUGUUCCAGAUGAACAGAGAUCAGCUGCAGAAAUUGGUCCAGUACCUGAUCACAGCCCACCACACCGAGGUGCUGCCCACCGCUCAGAAACUGGCCGAUGAGAUCCUCUCCUCCAACUCAGAGAUCAACCAGGUCCACGGUGCUCCAGACCCGACCGCAGGCGCCAGCAUUGACGAUGACAACUGCUGGCAUCUGGACGAAGAUCAAGUCAGGGAGCAGGUCAAACAGUUUCUGUCACAGGGAGGAUACUAUGGCUCUGGGAAGCAACUCAACUCUAUGUUCGCUAAGGUGAGGGAGAUGCUACGAAUGCGAGACUCCAAUGGUGCCCGAAUGCUGACGCUUAUAACGGAACAGUUCAUGGCAGACCCCCGGCUGUCGCUAUGGAGACAGCAGGGCACGGGCAUGACAGACAAAUGUCGGCAGCUCUGGGACGAGCUAGGUGCAUUGUGGGUGUGCGUGGUGCUCAACCCCCACUGUAAGAGCGAGGAGAAGAGCGGCUGGCUGAAGCAGCUGAAGAAGUGGGGCGACAUGGACGUCUGCCCGCUGGAGGACGGCAACUACGGCAGCGAGCUCCCAAACAUCACCAACGCUCUGCCGCAGAGCAACCUAGCGCAGGACUCUCUGUCCAGGCCGAGGAGGUCUGUGUUCAGCCGGGCCAUCGAGGCGUGCGACCUCCACUGGCAGGACAGCCACCUCCAGAGGAUCAUCAGCAGCGACCACUACAUGUCUCCAUCCUACCAGAGAGAGGGGGAGAGCCUGCUGUUCAACCCACAGGGACUGCCACUCUGGCUAGACCACGUCCCAACAGCGUGCGCUCGGGUCGACGCCCUGCGUUCCCACGGUUACUCCAGGGAAGCAUUGAGAUUGGCUGUCGCCAUCAUCAACACACUCCGCCUCCAGCAGCAGAGGCAAAUGGACAUCUACAAACACCAAAAGAAAGAGCUUCUCCAGAGGGGCGUGACUUCCACCACCAACCUGGAGGGCUGGGUGGGUCAUCCCUUGGACCCGAUUGGCUGUCUGUUCACCACGCUCACUGAAACCUGCCGCGUGGACGACGACAACACCAUGGACACCGGAGAAGGGGACCCCAGGCCUCCGGUCUACCACCACGUUCCAGUGUGGGGCAGUCCUGAUGGGGGGGAGUCCUACCUGACAUUGGCAUUGGAGGUGGCUCUGAUGGGUAUGGGCCAGCAGAGGAUAAUGCCAGAGGGCCUGUACGCUCAGGAUAAGGUGUGUCGCAACGAGGAGCAAAUUGUCGCGAAACUUCAAGAACUGGAGCUGGAUGACCUCCUGGUUCAGACUCUUCGGAAACAGGCCAUACAGCUACUAGAGGCUGGUCCGUUCAGCGGUCUCGGUGAGGUCAUCCACAGGGAGAGCGUUCCCAUGCACACCUUCGCCAAGUACCUCUUCUCUGCCCUGCUGCCGCAUGAUGCAGACCUGGCUUAUAAAGUGGCUCUCCGCGCCAUGAGGCUGCCGGUGCUGGAGUCUUCAGCAGGCUCCGGGGACGUGGGCCACCCUCAUCAUGGCAUCUCCAUAGUUCCCAGUAGAUACCCGCGCUGGUUCACACUGGGACACCUGGAGUCACAGCAGUGUGAGCUGGCCUCCACCAUGCUCACUGCCGCUAAAGGUGACAUGUUGAGGUUGCGGACGGUGCUUGAGGCCAUCCAGAAAAACAUCCACUCCUCCUCCUUAAUCUUCAAACUGGCCCAGGAUGCCUUCAAAAUAGCCACACCCGCCGACAACCCGCCUGAUAUAACCCUGCUCAACGUGGCACUGGAGCUGGGACUGCAGGUGAUGAGGAUGACUCUGUCCACUCUGAACUGGAGGAGGAGAGAGAUGGUGCGCUGGCUGGUAACCUGCGCCACUGAAGUCGGUCUGCGGGCAUUGGUGAGCAUCUUACAGAGCUGGUACACACUCUUCACACCAACCGAGGCCACCAGCAUCGUCGCGGCCACCGUCAUGUCCCACAACACCAUCCUGCGCCUCAGCCUCGACUACCCCCAGCGCGAGGAGCUGGCCAGCUGUGCCAGGACCCUGGCGCUGCAGUGCGCCAUGAAGGACCCCCAGAACUGCGCCCUGUCGGCUCUGACGCUCUGCGAGAAGGACCACAUCGCCUUUGAGACGGCCUACCAGAUCGUGAUCGACGCAGCAUCCACGGGUAUGACUUACUCCCAGCUGUUUACCAUCGCGAGGUACAUGGAACACAGAGGAUACCCUCUGCGGUCCUUCAAGUUGGCCUCCCUCGCCAUGACCCACCUUAACCUGGCUUACAACCAGGACACACACCCAGCCAUUAAUGACGUGCUCUGGGCCUGCGCGCUCAGUCACUCCCUGGGUAAAAAUGAGCUUGCAGCCAUUAUCCCCCUGGUGGUGAAGAGCGUGCACUGCGCCACGGUGCUGUCCGAUAUCCUGCGGCGGUGCACCAUGACGGCGCCAGGUCUCGCCGGCAUUCCCGGUAGAAGGAACUCUGGGAAGCUGAUGUCAACAGACAAGGCGCCAUUGCGGCAGCUCUUAGACGCCACAAUCUCAGCGUACAUCAACACCACGCACUCUCGACUGACGCACAUCAGUCCGCGGCACUACGGGGAGUUCAUAGAGUUCCUGAGCAAAGCACGGGAGACUUUCCUGCUGGCACAGGACGGCCACAUUCAGUUUGCCCAGUUCAUAGACAACCUGAAACAGAUCUACAAGGGCAAGAAAAAACUGAUGAUGUUGGUCAGAGAGCGCUUCGGCUGACCUUACCCCUCCCUCACAGGGACCCUCUUCUUGGGAAGUAGUUUAAACUUAUUUGUUUCUAUUUAAGGUUUUUUGGAUUCUUUGUAUUUUUACUUUUUAUGUUGAGCCAUUUGUUGACUAAGUCUUAAGUUUUUGUCCUGUUUUGUUGUUUUGUUUCUUGAAUGUGAACCAGGAAGUGUUCGCAGUACAUUGCUCUACUUCAUUGAGACUGCAAAAGGGGGAAACGGCUUGAAAUGUCAAAGAAACAAAAACAAAGCAUUUUCCCCCUCCAACUAAUGUUAAAUCUAGUAUGAAAAAGUCAAAAGAUUGUGAUGAAAGAAACAAAAGGAACUUUUGUUUUUCUGUGGCACAUGACGAUUUAAAAACCAAAAGAUUUCGUUGGAUGGGGUACUUUGAGCCAGAAGACGCUUUCAGCUGGGGUUAAGAAGAAGAAGAAGAGGAAGUGGUUUUCAAAGUGGAAGGAACACGUCAUUCCAAAAGAAAGAAAAAAAACCUGCUGAGGUCAAAAACACACAUAGUGUUACUGUCAUACCUCGACUGUAUUAUUUGUCAGCUUUAACUUCUCUAUCAGAAAUGGCCUCUUGUUUCAUUCAGGGCAUCGUAGAGUAGAGAGGGCACAAUACAGAACUACACAUGUGUGGUUUAUAAACUUGACUAAAGCCACUCUAGACUAGCUCCUACCCUCUACACCUGCUGGUCAGUGCUUUUCCUAAAGAAUAUCUUCAGAGGAAGAACCAUGUUGCUUCACAGAGUGCAUGUUUUCCAAUACAGAAGCCUGAGAGUGACAUUAUUCAGGCUGUUCUCGCUAAGGUAGAGUAGUCCAGGCUCCACGUGCACAUAUAUAUAUAUAUACAGUAUAUCUCGUAUGUCCUCCUAUAAGCUUAUUAACAGUGACAAUACACAACUGUGAUGAACGGUGGGGUCACAGUAUUCCCAUCUUUAGAGCUACCACUGCACUGCUGUACAGCUAAUUGUGGCCAAAACUUUAAAAUCUAUAAGACUCCAGUGGUCACCUUUCACUCGCUAGAUCAAGAUUUAGUCAAUAAGCAAUAUAAGUCAAGUCUGCGCUUCAUAUUUUAUCACCUAGCGGCAUUAAUUUCACCUUUGUGUAUUGUGUUUGGAAGCUUUGGAACAUAUUGGGACCUUGUUGAUUCCAGUGACUGUUAGUUGUUAACUCUGCCCGUAGCUUUAGUCCCUUUUCCAUCUCAAGAACUUUUGCCAGAGCUGAGGAAUUUUUGUAAGUUUGUUAUUUUGUUUCCUGGAACUUUUCAACUUCGUAGAGCCAAAGCCUCAUUAUAAAAGCAGAAAUCUGGUUCCAAUUUUGGUUCUUUUGGUCGUAGUUCCUACCCCUAGAGCCCCAGCAGCCCAGAUAGUACUUUAUACCAAUUGUUAUGAGUUCUCGGGUUGACUUGUGCAAUACUUACCUUUGCCGAUUGGCCAAACAAGCACUGUUUCAAUUUAUUAGCCAGAAUUAUCUAAAAUUACCAUUGCAGCAAGAUUAGAAAGCAAGUGCUGAACAAUUAAGUUAAGUCUUAGACUGAUAACAAGGUAGAGGCUCUGCCUUGUAUAUCUACCGCUGAAAGCCUGCCAUUUUUUAAUGAAUUUAUAGGAGAGUUGGGCUUAUGCCACUGACAAAUCUGCACCAGUCAAUAUUUGUAUGUGUCAUGCGAAAAGGCCGCUCAUAGUAACAAACCCACAGACAAUAAUCACCCAACUCUGCUGUUCCCCUCUACUCUAAGUUUUUUGGGUAAUUGCUUCAACUUUUUCUUGCCAAAAAUAUACUUGCUGUGCUAAUUUUCCCAAACCACAGCAGCUAGCUGUUGUCAGGAAAAAAAGCUAACCAACCGUACACCAGCUGUCUAGCACCAAACACUAUAGACAGAGAAAGUUAGCAGCUAGCCGGUGGACAUAGUGUAGCAUUUGGUUGCUAACAUCAGUGUAGACCAAAACUGAGCUAAAAAGAGAGUAAAUAUUGGACUUACAUUUGUUAGUUAGCCAUAAACAUGACUCCAAAACAAUGUUAAUGUUGCUCCACCUGUGCUACAUGUGUACAUUUGCAACUUUUUCUUACACAUUAGCCAUAUCAACUUUCUGAGGUGAUAACAUGUCAAUGUUGUGUCCUAAGGUUGUUCCACUGACCCCAGAUCAGGUAUGGAGUGGUUAAAGUAUUGUUUGGAUGAACUAAAACAAAGAUAGUAAGAUUGAGCUGCUAAAAAGUCAGUGGGGACCAAAACAGAGGUCACAUAAGUGAAUGGAAUACUAACAUUGCUCUCUCUGCUAAAUGUGUAAAUUAGCAAACGUUUGCUAAUAUAUCAGCCAUAGGAACUUAAUUAGGUAACAGUAUGUCGUAGUAGUAUUCUUAGCCCAUUCCAUGGCCCCCAAAAUCAGUUAACUUUGGUUUAGGUAUUGCUUGGAUAAACCUAGACAUAAAAAAUAAUAAUACCUAAACAAUAAAACUCACAUUAAUUGCAGUAUUCAUAUUAGCCCCCAUCAUGGCUAAAGCAAAGAUCCUUAAGCAUCCUGAAUUUUAAUUUUAAAUCCUCCAGUUCUCUGGUCUUGUGAUGGAAAAGAGUCUCUAGUUACUAAAGCCACUCACCUGUGAAUGCUACUGGUUGUGAUCAUUGUGGACUGUGAAGACGAGUGUCCUUGUCUUUCUCAAAGGGUUAAAGAAACACAACAGAUACUGUAUGUUUUAUGACUUGAUGAUUUAAUCGUACAUAUUUGAGACCACAUGCCUUGGCACAAUAAGUUAUUUGUUCUAUAUGAGGGACGUCCAUGCUCCCUUCUGUUACCCAGUGGCAAAGUGUUGUUGUUAAUGGCAGUAUACAGUACAGCAAGAAUCUUUACCGGUCGGACUAAAUCGUACAAGCACUUCACACAAAUACCUCUUCAGUACGUUCCUGCCUGCUUCAGCAUUUAUUUAUUGAUUGUUUCGUAACUUUGUAUGACUGCGUAGGAAUCGCAGACACACACAAACAGAACACAGCGAGUUAGUCGGCCUGUCGAUGGCAGGAGAGUAAAAAAAGAAAAGGGUUUUUGAAUGGAGGAACAUUUUCUUGUCUGCUUUUACAUUCCAUGAGAGCUACCUUCACCCACUAUACCCAGGUAGUCAGUCACAACUCUGGGCCUUUUAAAUCUGAAGAAACGCAGAUAGAAGAAUGGGAAGAAAAAAAAGAAGAAAACUGAGCAAAAGAAAGAAAAGAGAGGCUAAACUCAGUUCUCAGGGACAUCACUUAAAGAAACAAAACAAAAAGUAGUAGCAUUAAGCAUUUAAGAUAUUGUAAAUAUUAAAGUGUCAAUUCAGAAAAUUGUAAAGUUAUAAUUAUUUAUGAUAAGUAUGUUAUGUGUUUGUUUUUACUUUAUUUUUAUGUUGGUUUUUUUUUGGCGGGGGUGUACUUGAAUUGUUUUGGACGGGAAGCGUUUUUUUGUAAGACUUCAAGGCAUUUCUCAGGUGCUCCUGUGUACAUUUCUUUCAGUUUGUUUUUGCUAUAACUAUUAUUAUUUGUAUUUCUUUACAUUUUUUUGUUUAAUUUGCAAAGACAAAAAAAAGUUUUCCAAAAGGAAGCAUGUUAUUCAGAGUUGAGGAAAAUGAGGAAGGCAUUCAUUUGUAAACUAAACCUGACUAUGCAGAACCACUUCGACUGGUCUUGUCACCUCUUAAAGACGCCCCCUAAAAAAGUACGGAAGAAGAGACUCAGUGGACUGAACCACUAUUAAAGAGAGGAGUUGGGGGGGGGGGGGACAAAGACAAGACCCAGCAUGCUUGUAUUUGGACAAUGCGCAGUAGCCAGCCUGCAUACGCUGCAACAUUUAGAGGAGAAAAAAAUAAUGGUGGAAAAUGCCUUUGUGACCGAUCAAUGUACAAAGUUUAUAUUUGCUUUACUUCUUUGUUGGUUUUAUUUAAUCAGGACUCAAGCCUUUAGUGUCUUCUCAGAGGUGUCGUGUGGCGGCGCCACAAGUGAGACAGAACAAUACACAAAAUGUCAGAGUCAGAAACAGCAACUGUGUGAACAAAGGAGGCAGCCUGUGGAUGACCUUGUGUUCGUUCCUUGUUGUUACUUGUUUGUUUUUUUUCAAAUUGCUUUCUCAACUCCUUUCACCUCUUCUUUCUCAUCACCAUUCUUUCUUUAUCUAAUUUACAGUUUGCCUCACCCGCUCUCACAGACGGAGGACUAAUGCAUUAUUUGUCAGUGACCAGCUCUCCGUGAACUAAACUUGGAAGCUGCGUCCAGUUGCCUUUAUGCGAUGCGUUAACUGACAGCAUUACAACAUAAAAAGUUCCUCGCUUUAACUUGAUCCCUGUUUUUCAGUCUGUGUUAACAGUAUCAGCCAGUUCUUAUUGUUUCCCUUUCUUUGGUAGGAGAGUACUAUUUGCUGGUAGAGAUCUAGUUCACCUACUGUUUCCCCAUAUGUUUUUGUUUUGGAUUCUUUCUAACUUAAGGGAAAAUUGAAAGUGUUUGUUGCCUCUUUGUGCUACUGAUUAUGAAAAGGUAUUUCCAGUAUUUGUUGCCACAGAAGUAUGAUAGCUUAUCAUCAACAUUUGUUUUUUUUUAAUUUGUAAUUUUUUUUGUGCAACUUCUUGAGCUACUGUCUAUAAAGCGAGAAUUUAUUACUAUUUAUGUAACGCUACUACCAUUUUAUAUUGAUUUGUGUUGGAAUCUCAGUGCUUUUCUAUGAAUAAAGUGUGAAACACGUUA
Molecule: messenger RNA, 8277 nt
Organism: Plectropomus leopardus (leopard coralgrouper)
Lineage: Eukaryota; Metazoa; Chordata; Actinopteri; Perciformes; Serranidae
Gene: zswim5
Product: zinc finger, SWIM-type containing 5
Cellular component (GO): Cul2-RING ubiquitin ligase complex
Source: RefSeq, a predicted model, not a curated record